Molecule: messenger RNA, 1070 nt
Organism: Cucurbitaria berberidis CBS 394.84
Lineage: Eukaryota; Fungi; Ascomycota; Dothideomycetes; Pleosporales; Cucurbitariaceae
Product: isoflavone reductase family protein
Exons: 2
Coding region: 134-1030 (298 amino acids)
Molecular function (GO): oxidoreductase activity
Source: RefSeq, a predicted model, not a curated record
GGGGCACUGAGCUGUAGCUGCUUUGGAAUCACGUCUUCGUCUCCGAGUGGGGUACAUAAGGGUUCACUUCUCCGCGAUACUGCCAGAACAAUAACAAGAUAUUCCACCUCUACAGCCAUAUCACUCAACAAUCAUGUCUAUUAAGAAUGUCAUCAUCAUCGGUGCCGGCGGCAAUCUCGGCCCCGCGAUCCUGAAUGCAUUCCUGAAAGAGUCCUCUUUCAACACUACCGUUCUCUCACGCAAGGACUCCAAGUCCACCUUUCCUUCAGGCGUCAAAGUCAUCAACGCAGACUACGACUCAGCCUCCAGCCUCAGAGACGCAUUCCAAGGCCAGGAUGCCGUGAUUUCCCUUGUUGGUAGUGGUGCGCUUGGUGACCAAAACAAACUCAUCGAUGCCUCCAUAGCAGCUGGCGUGAAACGCUUCAUCCCUUCAGAAUUUGGCAGUAACGUGCCUAAUAAGCGAGCACGCGAGAUUGUGCCCAUCUUCGCCGCCAAGUAUGAGACAGUGAACUACUUGAAGAGCAAGGAGAGCGAGAUUAGCUGGACAAGCGUGAUCACCGGACCAUUUUUCGACUGGGGCCUCAAGACUGGCUUCCUAGGCUUCAAUGCGUCGAACAAGUCGGUAGAAAUCUACGAUGAGGGCAAAGCCGUCUUCUCAACAACCAACCUCCACCAAAUUGGCCUCACACUCAUCAAAGCCCUGGAGAAGGCAGAUGCCAGCAAGAACCAAUAUGUCUACGUCAGCUCGUUCCAGACAACACAGCAAGAGGUCCUCGCCGUGGCUGAGAAAAUCACAGGCUCCAAGUGGACUGUCACUAAAGUUGACGCCACACAGUAUCUCAAGGAGGGAAGAGAGAGGUUUGCUAAAGGCGAUUACUCGUCAAUCCCAAUUUUGUUGCGGGGUAUCACAUUCAGUGUAGAGGAGAAACUGGGCGAUUUCUCAUCGGAAGGGUUGUGGAAUGACAAGCUAGGGCUGCCAAAGGAGAGUCUUGAGGAUACAAUCAAGGAUGUGCUCAGUGGAAAACCGUAGAUAGUUUAUAGGGCACAAUUGAUCUCUCUUAAACACGUUU